CGCAGGGAAGGAUCCGUUUUGGCGGGCGGUUGGCGUUGCGCAGAAGGCGGCGGUGGUGGUGGCUUGUGGUGCGGACUCAGUAUACAGGAACAGGGCAGACGUUAGCGUGAGUGAUCACUCUCAAUCCCGGGGACCCGGUGGCCUUAGUCUUUCAGGUGGAACGGUGUGCGACAUGGGAAAGAAAACCAAGCGGACAGCUGACAGUUCUUCUUCAGAGGAUGAGGAGGAGUACGUUGUGGAGAAGGUGCUAGACAGGCGCGUGGUUAAGGGACAAGUGGAAUAUCUACUGAAGUGGAAAGGCUUUUCUGAGGAGCACAAUACUUGGGAACCUGAGAAAAACUUGGAUUGCCCUGAGCUAAUUUCUGAAUUUAUGAAAAAGUAUAAGAAGAUGAAGGAGGGUGAAAAUAAUAAACCCAGAGAGAAGUCAGAAAGUAACAAGAGGAAAUCCAGUUUCUCAAACAGUGCCGAUGAUAUCAAAUCUAAAAAAAAGAGAGAGCAGAGCAAUGAUAUCGCUCGGGGCUUUGAGAGAGGACUGGAACCAGAAAAGAUCAUUGGGGCAACAGAUUCCUGUGGUGAUUUAAUGUUCCUAAUGAAAUGGAAAGACACAGAUGAAGCUGACCUGGUUCUUGCAAAAGAAGCUAAUGUGAAAUGUCCACAAAUUGUGAUAGCAUUUUAUGAAGAGAGACUGACAUGGCAUGCAUAUCCUGAGGAUGCGGAAAACAAAGAGAAAGAAACAGCAAAGAGCUAAAGGAGGGGAUGGUCUCUGUCAUUUCUCUUUGUACAUAAUACAUUCACCUCCCUGCCUCCUCUCCUUUCUUCCCACCCCUUUCUAUCCUAAACACAUCCAUAAAAAAUGUGCUUAUCACUGUGCUCCACAGGAGAAAUGUUGGUAUUGGUUCUCUUGUAACAUAACUGAUGGUCUGAUUAAUGAUAAGUGUCUCUCUGUGAAGACCAGGCAUUUACAUACUGAGUGUAAUACCCACAAUUUUUUUUUCCUUUGCCCUGAUCUCUUCCUUCUGCUCCCCUGUGACCUCAAGAUGAGUUUUAACUUUUUAAUCACCUUAGAGUCUUGAUCUUUUCAGGGUUGGUCGCUUUUUAGAUUGGGGGAUUUUGUUACAAUGAUGUUAAAUUUUGGUUUCUUGCUUUGGUUCUUAGAACAUGUUACUGACUAGCUGGCCUUUGUUCUGACAUGUUGAGAUGGAAAGGAUGUUGCUCAUCUGUUAAAAAGCCAAUAGCAACUGCCUACCUGUUGGGGCUUUCCCAGCCUUGUUCAGCUCUACCCAGGAGAAUACAGGGUUUCUGGUGUGGUCUUCUGGGCCACCCUCUGUUGUUCAUCCUCACUCAUCCUCCCAGAAUUACUCCAUCCUUUGGAAGAUUUGAAAUUUUACACUGAAAUCUGUGAAGACACUCUUUUUAGCCCCAGGACUUUCGUUAUUGCUUUUAGCACUCCCCACUUCUGCUUCUGUAAAGUGAUAUCAAUUUGUGAUAAAAUGACAAGAUUAUUAACUGUGGAGAUUUUUAGCUAUAGUACAUGAGGGUGAUGGGGUAGGGUACAAUUGUCUUUAUUAUCAUGUAUGUAUGUAUGAUUUCUUUCCAUUCCUCAUGUUUAGACUGUAUAUUUAUGUAGGUGUGAGUGAUUGCCUGGUGCUUGCUUGUGCCAAGGUGCUAGGCACCCUCCAACCCUGCCAACUUUUGUGGCCUCCCAAAGCAUUCCUGUUACCAAAGAGGCUUCAAACCUGACCCUCACUUCUCAGUGGACCCGAGUUUCCCUUCCAUGCCAUUAUUUUCAGUGGGGAAGUUUUAGAGGUGAGCUGUUGGCCACAGUAUCAAUUUUAAGUGUUCAUAGCAGUUACGUCUCCUGCAUUCUUGGCUCCUGGAUUUACCACCAAGAGUCCCCAAAAUAUUAAUGCUCUUCCCUUUUUCUACCCUCAAACUUAUAGUUGUAUCUUAUUUUUUAAAAUGAAUUUUCAUGGCCAGGCACAGUGGCUACCGCCUGUAAUCCCAGCAAUUUGGGAGGCUGAGGCAGGAGAAUUGCUUGAAGCCAGAAGUUUGAGACCAGCCUGGGCAAUGUAGUGAGACCCCCCGUCUCUAAAAAAUACAAAUAAAAAUAAAGGCAUGUUCCUGAAAGACUAUCACCUUGGAAAGUGACAGGCCCUGGCAUUAGCAUGUUGACACAACCUUUUCUCCUUACUUAGCAAAAUACUUCGUUUUGGUUUCUUGUGUUGCUAUUGAGAAAUUUGUCUGAUCAUAUCCUUCUGCCUUUGUCCCCCAAGAAAUGCCCUACUUUAUCCUUUUCUUUUUGUAGUUGAGGAGAGCUAGAGAAUCACAAUUAAAAGUAAGGAAAUAGCAGGGUUUUGAGGAUCGUUGUCCCAGCCCCAAAGCUGAGGAAAUAAGAAUAAAUGCUUAAUAUAGCCUUAAUUCUAGAGCGCACCAGCCAUGAGGCUGCUUUUCUUGUUGCUUUUGAUUUUUAAAACAUACAGCUGUCUGGCUAGGAGCAUCUACCAUUUCUAGAUUAUUCAGAGUAAUGAGGGGAAUGGAUGGAUUGCUCCAGUCCACAGAUGAGCCACAUAAUAUGCAAAUCAUAUACCCAUUCAUAGCAUUUGUUAACAUUGCUUCCCUGCUCAGCUGCUGAUUGAAUUCUGUGUGCUUAUAUAAAUUAUGUCAAAAAUUAUACUGCAUAAUUGAGGUGACAGCUGUUGCUGCAGUGACAUGACAAACUGGAACAAUGUAGCUUUUGGUUUAAGUCAGCCAUGAAAAUCCUUCUGAAUGGUAAUGUGAUUGGGCAAGAGCUCAUAAACCAUACCUCAAGUGGGUGGGAGUUUUAUCUCUAUAUUCCUUCUCUCUCUGAAGGAAUUAAAGGCCUAGAUCAAGUGCUGGAUAAUUGACAAUUGCUUGUACUUAAUCUGAUCGGUAUCUAAAAGAAGGAAAGGAUGGUCAGGAAACAGAUUUAUCAUAAAUGUAGCCAAGGAUAUCAAUUAGGGUAGACAAGAAUAGGACAAAAAUAGGCCAGAGCUCCUGAGGAGGUGAUUUGGGUCUCUUGAUUUGCAGAAAAAUGACAGCCUAUCCAAGUGGCCCAGUGUAUGCCUCCCAGUAGCAGUGGGCAUGUAAACUGCAGCGACCAUAUUUUUAAAACCAAAAACCUAGUGUGUAGACAAAGAACAUGACAAUAUUUGGUACUGAGAUUGGUUCUGAGAAACCUGGGGCACGUGGCUGCUGUGGUUAUAGGUAAUAUUUAAGACAUUCAUAAAAAUCUGAUAUUAUUUUACCGAAAUAACCCCAGUAUCAUCUACUACUUAUCAUCUCUUAAUAGACUUUACUCUGUCUUUUUUGUCUUCGGUUUAUUUUACAGAGUGCCGCCAAAACAACUUUUGUUCUCUUCCUGCCUACCUGCAGCUGGUUCUAUAGGAAUGUAGGGAGCCAGAGGCCAGUAUUGAUUUCAGCCCUUAGCACAAAGGAAAUCAGAUGCCUGCUUCCAGCAUUUGUUAGUGUUGAGUAGAUGUUCUUGCCCUAGAAGAAUUACAGCCUCAAACAGAAACCUGUUUCAUGGAGCUUUCUCCCCUCAGAAGAGUUAAUAGUUAAGAGCUAAGCACUCUUAAACACCUAGGUCUCAAAUGCUAAAAAUUUAUUUUUCUUGUGUUUAGUCCUCUUUCAAGACAUCUUUCUAAUCCUUUCAGUAAUCAACAUUAAAAGAUCUCCCUUUCUUCAGAGUUAUAGCACAGCUUUGCCCAGUAGAGUCUACCAAGGACAGCUUAGCAGCUCUUUGAUCGCUGGGCUGGGCAGAUGGCCUUCAAGUUAAGAUCAAAUGCCGGGAAAAUCAGCCUACAUGGGAGCACCCAUUUUAAACCUGGAGAGAACCAUGAUGUUUUCUUAUUCAAAUAACAAUUUAGUUUUUUUCCCGCCAGUACUAAAAUUGUAUUGUCUUUCAGACAAUAUAAUUUUUAUUUAAAAUUGGAACAUACUAUCUUCAUGCUUUCUAAGCUAAAUCUUAAUUUAGAUUUCACUCCUCAGUAGAUCCCAGAGGAGAAGCUAUAUAGGAUCCAGAUUCAAAUUUAACAGUGUCUUCUACUUUUUUAGUUAUGUUUUCUAUCAACUCCUGCUGCCUCUUCAAAUAAGGAUAUUUCUCAGGAGACUCUUCUACUUGUCCACUGACUGUAUUUUUUCCUUUUUGAUCUGUAGCCCUGGUUAAAUGGCUGUCAUCCUUCCGUGGAUGAUUCUUGGAGGUAGUCUCAGAAUUCCAAGGUGAUUGUCUAUCUUCUUGUCUUGAUCCUAAUGCAGACAUUCACCUCUAUUAUUUAUUUAUUUAUUUUAGAUGGAGUCUCGCUUUGUCACCAGGCUGGAGUGCAGUGGCACAAUCUUGGCUUACUGCACCCUCCACCUCCUGGGUUCAAGCGAUUCUCCUGCCUCAGCCUCUCGAGUAGCUGGGACUACAGGUGUGCACCACCAUGCCCAGCUAAUUUUUGUAUUUUUGGUAGAGAUGGGGUUUUACCAUGUUUGCCAGGAUGGUCUCGAUUUCCUGACCUCGUGAUCUGCCCACCUUGGCCUCCCAAAAUGCUGGGAUUACAGGCGUGAGCCGCCAUGCCUGGCCACCUCUAUUAAUUUUUGUACACAAAAAUAAAAUUGUCGUUGUUUGCUCUCAUGGAGCACUUUCAGUAAUACAAUUUUUUUUAAUUCCAGUUGCCCUCUUUGUUGCUCUGUCCUCUGUAAUACCUGACUUUGCUAAAGACUUGAGGGGUGGUUUCAGAAGAGGGUCAGGUGAUGGGAAGGCAGGAUGAGAAAAGCCCUGGACUUGCAUGUUUGAGAAGGCUUCCAACCACAUCUUCACUCAGACUCUCGGAAUUCCUGUCCCCAAAACAAGCUUCUGUUUUUUGCUCACAGUGCUGUAUUUGUUUCUAAAUUUUUCCUGAAUUGCUGAGAAGCAGUCAUUAGCUUUGUUAAGUUUGGUUUGGGGACAUUGUUGGUAUCAAAAUCGAAGUCUUCUUCAUUUGAUGUAGGCCAUGAAUCAUCAAUAACUGGUUGCUGGAAAGCUUGACUACCAUCCACUGGGGUGCUAUUUUGAGAAGGAUUUUUGGGUAUCUUUGUAGUCUGCAAUUAGUUGAUGAUUGCUUUCUAGUUUAUCAACUGCAUUUAUAUUUGCUUUUCUGUUCAUGAAAAAUCCAUUAUUUGCUGGGGUUUUUUGUUUGUUUGUUUGUUUUUCCCACUUACAGCAAGUAAAAGUGGUCUGAGGUUAUCCUUGUUUUUCUUCGCAGUUUGCCGUGUGUGAAAGCCGAUUUCCUGCUAUUGAUAUAUUCUCAUUAUAGACAGAAUAGUGGAGAACGAUGUUGCCAUGGACAAAAUCCAGUUUUGGUCCACUCUGGGGAGCAUUUGGACCUGUGGUGCUUCUAACACUUAAAAGUCUAGAUGGUCCUUGACUGUCCCCUAGCCAUACUGCAUACUACUUUGUGCGUUCUACUUUGUGUCAUUAAUGAAGGAUUGGUCCUGUCCCCGUAACUUAGGCAUUUAUUAUUCUUAACUCUUCAUUCCUGUUCUGUAGCCACCCUGCAGUCCAUUUUCCCUAUGUUCAGGCCUAACCACAGGGCAUUGGGGAAGGUUUUGGGGAUUUUCAUAUUGAGAUUUUAUUGAAUCUGUAGUUUACCCCAGCUUUCCUAAGGUACAGUGAGGGGUUGGAGGGAUCUGUGUUUGGCCCGGGGAGCAAUUGUCUCUACUUUAAGUUUCAAUUUUGAGGGUAUAAAAUACUACUUUGCAAUGUCAUUAGAUCUGAAAUGUGGAAAUGGUUUCUCACAAUUUAAAGGAAAAACCCCCUUUACACCCAUGGUCCCAUCCUUUUGGUUGAGAUUUUAGAAUAAAAAUUAUAGUGUUGAGAUCCGUACUUUUGUAAUCAGACCACCAAGCAUGCCUGUGGCAAGGCAGAGAGGAAGGGUCUGGAGCCAGUGUAUUGCAGUUUCAUGCUACCUUUACCUACUAAUCAUAAAAAUUGUUUUCAAAAGUAGAUGAUACUAGCCUUACACCCAAAAACAUUCUGAAUUAGAUGCCCCCUCACCCAAUUUUUAUUAACUUUCUAAAUUCCAGCCACAUUGCUAUACAUCAACAUUGGUUUCAUUCAACAGACAUUUUUUUGGCUUGAAGAUACAAAGUUCAGAAAGAGGCCAUCCCUGCCCUCAAAUAACUUUCAUAUUGUUGUGUGAUGAACUGACCAUUAAUAGUUUAAGUGCUUACAAGCUGUGUUUCUGUUCAAAAAAAAAUAGUUUGGUAUAAUAAAUGCUAUAAACCAAUACACAUUUCUGACAUGGGGGCAGAGACAGACUGGCUGAUGUUGUAUAGUUUGUAGCCCUGGAGUAAGAAGUUGACAUUAAUUUUGGCUUAUAUAUGGAAAAGACCUAUAACAUUGGGUGAACUGAGCCAACUGGCCAUAGAACACAAGAACAUAUUCCAGGAAAUAAAUAUAGUUGGAGGGUUGGAAAUGCUGUUAUUACUGAGAGAGAAAACAGGUGAGUUGUGAUUGAGAACUCGUGAUUUUCAUCCCUGGUUUAGAUUCUUGGCCAAAGUGUAGUAGUAGAGUUAAUCUUUGCUUGUGGAAAGCAUUAACUGUGUUGCAGAUUCAGUUGUGUUACAUUAUUGUGGGUUCUAUAACAACAUAUUCCUCAUGGACACUUUACCAGAGUUGCUCACACCUUUUUCAAUUUCUCAUCCCUUUUGGAGGAAUGAACAUGAGACUUAACUGCCUUUAAGCCUAAAACAGGGACAUGCUUUCCAAUGACGAGAUUUUCUAAAGAGAAGGCUUGGAGCACAUUUGUUAAUACCUGAGCAUCUACUCUGAGCAGUGCAGUUUUAUUCAAUACUGAAGAGAGGGUGAUUUCUUUUUUUUUUUGAGACGGAGUCUUGCUCUGUCGCCCAGGUUGGAGUGCAGUGGCGCAGUCUUGGCUCACUGCAAGCUCCGCCUCCCGGGUUCACGCCAUUCUCCUGCCUCAGCCUCCCGAAGAGCUGGGACUACAGGCGCCCGUCACCACGCCCGGCUAAUUUUUUGUAUUUUUAGUAGAGACGGGGUUUCACCGUGUUAGCCAGGAUGGUCUCAAUCUCCUGACCUCAUGAUCCACCCACCUCGGCCUCCCAGAGUGCUGAGAUUACAGGCAUGAGCCACCGCGCUGGGCCAAGAGGGUGAUAUCUAAGCAGAGAAUUGUAUCACUUAUGUGGAAACCUUUGCCAGAAAUACAUAUACCUUGUAUAUUAAAUCUGGGUCUCAGAUUUAAUCAUCGAAGCCUAGCUGGGUUAAGAAACAGUCUGAUCGUAAGGAUGUUGUCGAUUCUGACCCAUGGGUGACCACAAGAAAAAGAUAUUUAUUUCUGCCUGGAUAAUUGAGAGUUGACUAACUUUGGAAGUCAGAAUUCCCAGGAAUUAGAGUAACUGUUCUGGAAGGUUAAAGUGUGAAGUUUUUUAGAUAGUUUCAUAAAAACAAUUCUGGUUUCUUUUUGCUUGUGCUGACUUUCUUGGAUUUUAAUCUACCUCAUCUUGUCUUUUUAGAGUUACUUCAACUUGUUGUCACUUUAACAUUGUGCUUGACUUUGGUUGUUUUCUAAGAUGGAAUUUUUCCUAUUCAUUGACAGCUUGUUCUCUUGCCUUUUCAUUCUGAUCCUCAUUUCAUCUAACAUCAUCUCAUAUUGCUCCUCUGUCAAGAGAAAUGUUUUAAAAUAGUUUAAAGUCUUGUUUUAUGGGAAGAAAGUGAUCCUGCAAUGCUAUUUGUUUCUGAGGUCAGUAAGAGAAGGAGUUAAAACAAGGCAGUGGGGAAGGGAAUGAAUCCUGCACUGGAGGCAAAAGCUGACAAGGAAAGAGCCAUUAAUUAAGACAAUUUCAAAGUCAACUGAUUGUGAUCAUUAAUGUCACAAUAGAUCAAAACCUAAUUAUCACAGCCUAGGUAAGAGCCAUCAGUAUUAAUCGGAAAAUCUAAUAGGAAACUAUUAUCAAGAAAUUAGGCCAAAUUGAAUGCAAUGAACUUUUUAUCUUGCCAUUCUCUAUUUUUUUGUGAUGUCCCCUGGCAUUGGCAGGUGUGACCCUAACAGUCGAUUCAAGGCCAAGUGGCCAGUUUGUCAACCUUUUUUAAGGGAUUUCUUUUUAUUGUUAGGAAUUCCAAACAAGAGUUAACCUAAACUGUCAUUGCCAAAAGAUCAGUCUUAAACUUUCUUAGCACCUGUACCUGUUUAAUGUGAUCAGCUAUCAGUGAGAGAAAAAAAAUCUAUUUAGGUCUUGGAAUGGUUCCUGUACCUAGAGUAUCCAUAUUUAACCUUUUUUUUUUUUUGAGAUAGGAGAUGAAGUCUUGCUCUUUUGCCCAGGCUGGAGUGCAGUGGCGUGAUCUUGGCUCACUGCAACCUCCGCCUCUCGGGUUCAAGCAGUUCUCUUCCUCAGCCUCCCGAGCAGCUGGGAUUAUAGGCGCCUGCCACCAUGCCCGGCUAAUUUUUGUAUUUUUAGUAGAGAACGGGGUUCACCAUCUUGGCUGUGCUGGUCUUGAACCCCUGACCUUGUGAUCCACCUGCCUCGGCCACUCAAAGUGCUGGGAUUGCAGGCGUGAGCCAGCGCCCGGCCACAGUAUCUUUAUUACAGCUCACUGCAGCCUCAAUCUCCUGGGCUCAAAUGAUCCUCCUGCCUCAGCCUCCCAAGUAGCUAGGACUACAGGCGCACACCACGGUGCCUGGCUAAUUUUAUUAUUUAAAAAAUUUUUUGUAGAGACAGAGUCUCCCUGUGUUGCCCAGGCUGGUCUCCAACUCCUGAGCUCAAGUGAUCCACCUGCCUCAGCCUCCCAAAGUGCUGGGAUUACAAGCAUGAGCCACCGCACCCGGCCCCUAGUGAACAUUUUACUGUAUGUGUUGAUAAAUCAUCUUUUGAGUUUGUGUUGUAUGUGGGGACUUGCUACACUGGCUGCUGUGAAGAGGUAUGGAAGAAAGGAGAGGGUUUCUGCCUAGAUAUUCUUUGAGAACACCUGAAAAGACAGUUUAAUCAUGUCACAACACUCUGAAGGCUCAAGUCAGUGUUUUCUGGUUUCCGCUAGCUUUAGGGUUGGAUUCUAAACCAGGGCUGGUGGUGGGUUUGGUGUCUGUCUCAUGUCACCCUCACCCCUCACCUCCUCAGUUUAGGGUAAGAGACAUAAUGAUUUCUACCAGAAUCCAAAGUAAAUCCAAAGGGGGAGAAAAGACAUAACUGUUUUUUCUUCUACCUUUUUUUUGUUAAAGAGUUAUGUCUCUGGCAAGAGGAAAGAAUUCAAGAGUCUAUAUGAUUAGUUACAGAGAAUAUUUUCAUCCCCUCUCCCUGAAUAGAAAAGCAGGGGUCACCAUUUGUAUCCUUACCCUUGAGGUGUUUUUGAAGAUGCUGUAACUCUUGAAGUUGAGCUGAGGCAGAAAGUUUGGAAAAAUGCAGCCCUCUGGGUAUUGUGGGGAGGGAUGUGAUGUAGUAAGAGGGUGUUUUGUGUUGCUAGGAUUCCCACGCCAUCAACUUGCAGCUUUAUAAGAGCGCUACCAAGAACCACCACUGGGGAAAAGGUUCUUAUUCAUUGUUUCUAUUGGAAUGUGAUCUUGCUUUCUGGAUUUUAGGAAUUCAGGUUACUCAACAUAAAACUUUGAGAAAUCAGUGUGAUUUAGUCCUUCACCUCCUAAGAUAAAGUGAAUAUUUCUUUACAAAAGAAUUCAUGUCCUUAAUGUGAAGAUGUAAUUUUAUUUUCAAAACAUCUGUAACAUGACUUUCAGAAGCAGUUCAUUUUUCCAAGAUUCCUCACAUUAUACUAGAUAAAUAAUAGGCCCUCAGUUAAUACCCUUCACUUAUUGAAUUAAUCUAGUUUGUGGAAUGAGGUGUAUCCUGCCAACUUCCUCUGCUCCCAAGUACACUCUGAGAAGUAAAAUGCUCUGGGAAAUGGAACAAGAAUUGAGUGGAUGCUGACUAUGUGUGCCCAUCUCCUCAACUGAUUGAUAAUGGUUGACCUUGGGCAAGUCACUUCUUUCAAUGCCUCAGUUCCCCAUCUGUCAAAUGGGGUUAAUAAUACUGACCUACCUCACAGGGGUGUUGUUGUGAGGCAUUGUAAAUCAAAGUUAAUAGAAUACUUCAGGGUCCUCUGGAGGAUGUCUUGAGCCGGAGUUGAAGCCUGACACACAGGCUUUGGUCCUCACUGAGCUGUCUCCAAGACUGGAACUACUUAGUGACUCGGCAAAUUUUCUGCCCCCCACCCCUCAACAAAGCUGCUAGUUCAGAUGUUGACAGUGUUUUCAUGAAUGUUGGAAUCUUACUAGUCCAGACUUACUUAGGAUGUUGUUGGGGAAGGCACUUGGGAUUUUCUGUGUCUUGCAUUCACAGAGGGAGGCCAUUUCAAAUUCAAGAGCAUUCGAUUAGGGAAUUGUGAGGCAGGGAUGCUACUGCUUAUUUCUCUCUGCAGGUUGGGGAUUAAAGUUCCAUUCCCCAUGGGUUUGAAGCAGAUUCAGACUGUCUCAGGAUCAAAGUAACCCUCAAUGGUUUUGAUUUAUGUCAUUGCUUACCACUCCCCAACCGAUCCCAGGACAGCUGGGUCACUGUACCCCUUCGUGGUAUCUGUACCUGGGCCUCUCCUUCCUCAUAGGGACCAGCUGAUUGAAUAAAUGUGACCACCUUAUUUCUACCCCCCCCCCCCAAAAGCUACAUUGGAAUUAUUUUUCCUAGAAAUGUGUAUAACACUCAGAAUUGGGCAUUGAUCCUUUAAGCUUCAUCCCAUUCACUGUAUUCAACAUCUGUCAUCUCUUAGUGUCUGCAGUCUGAACCUAACCUUGACCUUUUUUCCCUCUGGUUUGAGAAAACUUUGGACACUAUUUCUACUUGCCCAGGUGUGGGCUCAAGAGCCUUACUCUUUCCAUCUCAGUUUAGGGGCGCAGCCAGCUCCUCUUCCCAAUAGGGCUCUUUCUGCUUUCCCUCUCUUUGGCCCUAGAUUUGUAAUCCAUGAAAAAGCACAGGGUCCUGGCUCCUUGCGGUCACAUUCUGGUUCUCUGUGUUUUGUGGACUCUGCUGUCACUGUUCACCCAGUACUAGCAAUACCAGACGGUUCUGUGGAGUCCUGGGGAAUGGAGAGAGCACAGUCUGACUCCCUGCCAAGUAGCCAGGAGUUGACUUGCCCAUGGUCUGCUGGCUUUCUCACCACUUCCUACAGGAUGGGAUCUAAGAGACUCAAGAGCUGGGUUUCUUUCAGCACUCUGUACUGUCCCAAGUAGCAAACAAAUCACUUUGUAGCCAGAUUUCUGAAUGGAAAUGAGAAAUUGAAUUCUCCACGGACUUUUAGGUUUAUGGGGGAGUUUUAGUUGUGUUUCUUGGUUUUAUUUCAGCCAAACAUGUCUGCUUUUGAUUUUUUUUAAAAAAAGUAUAAGUGGUCUAUAUAUAUGUUCACCUUUUAAAUGUAAAUGUUUAAAAAGUAAGCAUUUAUGUGUUUCCAUAACUGACAUCUGAUGCAGACCUCAUUCUCUCCCCCUCUUCUACCCUCCUCUUUUCCCCCUUUUCAUACUCUUGUAUUGGUUCUAAUAAAUGGUUGCUUUUCAAA
Molecule: messenger RNA, 11530 nt
Organism: Pongo pygmaeus (Bornean orangutan)
Lineage: Eukaryota; Metazoa; Chordata; Mammalia; Primates; Hominidae
Gene: CBX5
Product: chromobox 5
Exons: 5
Coding region: 173-748 (191 amino acids)
Cellular component (GO): nucleus
Source: RefSeq, a predicted model, not a curated record